AUGGCGCUGCCUGCCACCCUGACCUCUUGUGAGAUUCCUGCCAGCCAACUCUAUGUGGCUGGCAGUCCGGUUAACCGGUUACCAAAUAAGUGUUCUGAUAAACCUAAUGCUUACCAGAGUACACAUGGUUUUCAUUUUCAAACUGUUUGGAAUUGUGAUUAUAAAUUUCUGAAAGCAGAGAUUGUUAAUCAUCACUUGACUCCAAGAGCUAUAGGUUUAAGAACACCAACCACUGUGCCACUGGUGAUAAAACCAGGAGAGUUGCUGAGCAGGCGGCUGAGGGCGCUGAGCGAGGCGGAGAAGCAGCGCCAGUCCCGCCUGCUGAGCCGCAAGGUAAUUGGGCAUUCCAAAUACCAAGAGUCCCAAAGAAUUGCAGUGUUUCUGAGUAUGCAAGAUGAAGUCCAGACAGAAGAAAUUAUUAAGGACAUGUUUCAGAGAGGGAAGGAGUGUUUCAUUCCGCAAUACAAGCCCAAGAGCAAUCACAUGGACAUGGUAAAGUUAACUUCCGCUGAAGAAAUUUCUUCACUUCCUUUGACAUCUUGGAAAAUUCAUCAGCCUAGUGAUAAUGAUGUAAGGGAAGAAGCUUUGUCUGUGGGGGGCCUUGACCUCAUCCUCAUGCCAGGCCUUGGGUUUGACAAAAGCGGCAACAGAUUGGGAAGAGGGAAAGGAUACUAUGAUACCUACCUUGAACGAUGCAUGCAUCAUCCCAAAGGAAAACCUUACACGAUUGCCUUGGCUUUCAAGGAACAGAUCUGUGACUCAGUGCCAGUGACAGAAAAUGACAUCUCAAUAGAUGAAAUCCUUUAUGAAGAUAGCUAAAACCAUCUGGAUACUGCUGAGCAGAAAUUGACCAACCAAAGACUUCAUAUUAAGGCACACACUUGUAAUAGUCAUUCAUAAUUUUGUACUGAUAAAAUACACUAUUUUUAACAACCCUUCCCCCACAUUUAUGUUAUUGAGGACUGCAUUGAUCUCAUUCUAAUUAGAAAAUAUCUAUUGUGAAGAUUUAUUUUAGAAUCAAUAGAAACAAGAAUGGGUGACUAUUUUAUUAACGAUUAGAUAAUUUAAUCUAAUCAUGUUUCUGUUUGUUGAGUUACCCGAUAUUUAGCCUGACAGUUUUAUUGCCCUGCUUUAAAAUGGAGCUCAGUUACUAAGAAGAUUUCAUGAUCCAAUCUGAAAGGGGAUAUUUGUUGGAACUAAAGUUUUAAAUAUGGCCACAGCACUUAACAAUUAUGCAUGACCAUCAACAAAACAUUACUGCUCAAGAAACCACUUAAGCUGCACAUGAACAUGAUCACAAAAGGGUGAAUAAAAAGCCUUUUGAUUGUAAAAUCAAUUUAGAUUACAUACUUGAUGGUUAAAUCAUUGUCUAAAUAUAGAAUCUCUAUGCUAGCAACGGUAUAAUUAAAGAUCUGACCAUGUUUUUAAUGUAUACCAAUUUCUAUGUUUUAACUAUAAACCCAUAUAAAUAUUGCCUUAGGCUGAAACUUGGUAGAUGAGUUCUCAAGCUGAGCAUUCAGAAAUGGUUUUGAUUUAAACCUACAAUUUUCCUGGUCAUUACUCCAUAAUGUAGUGGAAUAGUGAUGAAAUUUGGUACAAUACAUUGAAGAAUGGCUAGAGAGAAGCCUAGAAGAAUUCCAGAUGACAGCAACUAUUAUAGGAUGAGAGGGUAUGGACUCAGAAAAGGUUAACACAAUUAAAUAGGUACAAAUUGGUGAAAGGGAUGCAAUGCUUCUGGAAUGCAGAAUAACUUUACAUGAAGGGAGAGAGAACAGGAUAAAUUGUCAUUUGUUAUCACUAGAAGAUUUACGUCGCAUUGCCCAGGGCCUUAAUUUUUGUUUUUUGGAAAAUAAAAUGAAAAUGUACAUGCUUCAUUUAAAUCAUUGCUGUGGGGUGGGGCAGGGAAUGAAGGCUCAGUAUACAGUCUGCCCCAGGGAGAGAGAACUACCUUAAGUCCCUUCUCAUUGCAUCAGCUUGGGGCCAGGUGAGGAGCACCUCUCCAGGGCUGCUGCAGCUCCAGUGGUAGCACAAUAGGAUGUUGCCCCUGGCUCUGGACAGAUCUGAGGGGCAUGAUUUAGCCCAUCAGGUGAGCAUUUAUAAAAUUGUGCACAAUUUAGCACCUAGCUUUUUGGUAGCACCGUGCCAGAGAAAGCACAAUUAUAUUUCUCACCUUGUCCCAGAUAAUUGGAGUGCACCAAAAUAUUCCCAGUCUUCUGCUCCAUGCACCACUCAAAGUAAUUGUGUGAACUUUGAAAAUAUCCGUUCAAAGGAGGUGGUAGUAGUUAGCUUAGUAUAAUAUUCUGAUAUGGGAAUUUAAAAAUAUACAGAAGAUAAUAAUGAAAGGGAACACAAUUUUCAUUUCCUUUCAAUCUUACCCUUGCCUCCCUCAAUACAUUUUUGUACAAGUAUAAUUUCUUUCAGCCUGUACAUUAUUUCAUUAAUUUUAACCAGUUCACUCUGUUUGCACAUUAAAAAUUCUGUGAAUUCUCAAGCACUAACUACAGAAGAGAAAGCCCUUAAGACUUCACAGAUAACAAUUUUGAUAACUAAAUCAUGCCUACAAUAUACAUGAGUUUUUUAAUCUAGGACUGUUGUAUUCAAUUUCACUUCUAUUUUUGAUAUGGGAGUAACUCAAUAACUGCUUGUUAAAAAAAAUCGUAUGUAAUUGUAAAUUCUAUAAUAUGAGGACAUGCUUCAGAAUGAAGUUAAAUUCUUCCUAAAUAUAAUGAUGGUAUAUCCAUGGAAUGGAAGCAUGCACAAAGAGAUCAGACAGAAUUCUCUGUUUUGAAAUUGCCCCUGAGGAUAUUUGCAUUUGAAAGGUCCCAAUUCAGAGGUAUUGGAAAGUUCUUUGGAAAGAUCUAUUGCUGCAAAAAAUGAUCAACCCUCCCAAAGAGAUAGAGCACCUCAAGUAAUGGAUGCAUCAGCUGAUCAUGCAUGUAGGGCUUAAAGAUACAACCCAGCUGUCCUCAACCAAAUUUCUGACAUGAGUACGGGUUGCAGAACUGGCCCUUUUGAAUGUAACCAAAAGGGCACAUCUAUCGUGAAGAAGAAAUGAGUAAUAGUAAUACUGUCAUCCAAAGAAGGACCUUUAUGGGAUAUUUAAGUGAAAUUGAGUUGUACCUCUAGAAAAUGGAAUCUUUAGAGAGAGAGAAUAUGAAGGUGUUGGAUAAAUACAUACUGACAUGAGUUUGGGGUGGUCACAUUACCAGGAAAUGCUGAAGCAAUGAGUGAGUUAUGCAGAUCAUUGCAAACGAGUGCCGAUACACUGACUAAUAAGCAUGAGAGACCUCUUCAAAAUGAGUUAGUGGUCUCAGACUGGUUCUCCUGAACUAAUGCCUCUGUCGGGACUUUGGUAGAUCUCACUGGCAGUCUCAGCUUAGAAGGCAAUAAUAGAUGAAAUGUGGAGAACGAAGAACUCUGAGGCCACCUAGAGGCAGUCCUGACAGAACAUUGACAGUAUUGUUGGAGCAGUCCAGGUAAGCUUGUAUCAUUGCCUUUGAGUUCCUACUUCCAGAAUUAACAAGCAGAGGAAUUUCAUGAAUACGACUUGCUAAAGCAUAUAUUGAAUCGCCGUGUCAGUGCUCAUUGUUUCAUAUAGGGUCUAUUGAAAGGCUCUGCCUUUAGGUAGGUUACUAUAUAGAUUAAUUCAUGCAUGCUAAAGCCAGAAGACUUACAUCUUCAGUUUGACCUGCUGUAUAAUACAGGCCAGAGAAUUUCACUCAGUUAUACUGCAUUGAGCCCCUUUUCCUUGAGGUUGGCUGUAGCAUAACUUCAGAAUAGCACCCAGCUGUCACUGUUAGUUUGUUUCAAUGGAUAAUCACUGUCACUAUUAAAAAUUUGCUCUGAGUACUAAUUUGAAGUUGUCUGGAUUUAAUUUCCAGGCAAUGGUUCUUGUUAUGCUUUUCUCAUUUAGGUUAAAAGAGACCUUGAAUACUUGGUAUUUUCUCUGUGCUUCUAUAAUAGUACACCAUAGAAUACUGUCAGAAUGUGUGGGUCGGGGUCUCAUGGGCAGCCAGAAUCAGAAUUGUAGGACUGGAAGGGAUGUCAUGAGGUCAUCUAGUCCAGUUCUCUGCACCCACAGCAUGACUUAAGUAUUAUAUAUACCAGCCCCGACAGGUAUUUGUCUAACCUGCUCUUAAAAAUCUUCAGUGAUGGAGAUCCUGCAAUUUCCCUAAGCAAUUUAUUCCAGUGCUAACCACUCUGACAGGAUGUUUUCCUUAAUGUCCGACCUCAGCUUCCCUUGUUGCAAUUUAAGCCCAUUGCUCCUGCUAUCGUUAGAGAUUAAAGAAAACAA
Pelodiscus sinensis (Chinese soft-shelled turtle) is the source of this 4294-nucleotide messenger RNA. RefSeq names its product methenyltetrahydrofolate synthetase (gene MTHFS). Gene Ontology annotation, cellular component: mitochondrion. NCBI's taxonomy places the organism in Eukaryota, Metazoa, Chordata, Testudines, Trionychidae. Gene Ontology annotation, molecular function: 5-formyltetrahydrofolate cyclo-ligase activity. Gene Ontology annotation, biological process: folic acid-containing compound biosynthetic process; tetrahydrofolate interconversion. The record is from RefSeq and is a predicted model, not a curated record.